This is a messenger RNA of Alternaria ventricosa, 774 nucleotides long. RefSeq lists its product as uncharacterized. The transcript has a single exon. The coding region runs from base 1 to 774 and encodes 257 amino acids. Lineage: Eukaryota; Fungi; Ascomycota; Dothideomycetes; Pleosporales; Pleosporaceae. The record is from RefSeq and is a predicted model, not a curated record.
AUGGGUCUACCGGACGACAUUUUGUCAGAAUGGGUCCUGGCCAACGUCAAGAAGUAUGAUCGCACGCUUGUUGGCGAACCGGUCAACGGUACCAGAAAAAUCUCCGGUCAACUCAUGUCACCUCCGGAUACUGUGAUGGCAUCCAGCGCGUCAUCCUGCUCUGUGCAAGUCGCACAAUCACAUCCUGACCUCGAGGUACCACUCCAUCUGUACUCCAUGCAGGCGUUCGAAUUUCUAGGAUUCACGUCAAGCGCUGCAGAGUCGCUCCUCGCUACCUGGACCCGUGACGACGAAGCCGACCUCGAAGACGUGAUCAUCCGUCGCAUUACGUACUUCAGCGGUCAUGAGUCUGAUGACGAGCGGACCAUUAUGAGUAGAAUCGGAAUUUCCGCGGAACUACAAGAGAAGGUCAUGGACCGUGAGUAUGAAGACGUGAGAAGCACCCAGUCGUUGAGUUACUGGUUACUGGAGACUAUGUUCGAAAACCUUUGGACUCUCAAGAAUUUGAAUGAACGACUUCACCGAAACCUGGCUGUUAUUCAGUCCGGUAAGACCCCGUUCGCUUCGCUACGUGGCGGCGCCCCUGAGGACAGGUCAAAGUACCACUUGACCCGAGUUGGUCAUUCAACUCUCUUCCGGUCAACGUCAGCAGCACAACUCGAGAGUGUCUUCACGCAACGCUCGCUUGAACCCACACCUUAUACAAGGGAAAAGCUCAACAGCCUGGAGCAUACGUCAACGUUGAGCCAACUACUUUGCACGUUUUUACCUUGA